CCCUGGUCCCCGCCGCUCAGCCGCGGUCCCGAGACCCCGCGCCAGCCGCGCGCCCGCAGCCAUGGCCUCCAGCCACGACCCCCCGUCCCCGCUCCUCGUGCGGGCGUCCCCAUCCUCCGGCCGUAUGCACUGGAAGCUAGAAAAAUACUUCCAGAGUCGGAACUCGGACGGCGGGGAGUGCAGCGUGCGGCCGGUGGACCCUGAAGUCCGCGACACUUUCUUCGUGAUGUUCAAAGAAAGGGCAGCCAAGGAGCGGAUACUGAGGAAAGGAAUGCAGCGGGUUUGCAUCGACAACAAACUUGUGACCAUUUUCCUGGAAGAGACUCCAGUAAAUGGAAGCAUGGGGCCCCGCGUGCCUCUGUCGACACGGUCACCCGCAGAGGCGCCAGCUGGCGAGAAGCACCCCGGUGAAGAUCCUGUGCUCAACGCCAUAGACGCCUGUGUCCCAAAGAUCUUUCUUGAAGUGACAGCCGACCUGAACUGUAACCUGUUUUCCAAAGAGCAGAGAGCACACAUAACCACACUCUGCCCCGAGGUGAAAGUCAUGGAGGGUCAGAACGGAAUUGAGAAGGUGUGUGGCGACUUCAGAACGAUGGAAAAGAUACAUCAGUUCCUGAGUGAGCAGCUCCUGCAGAGCGGGCCAUCUCCUCUGACAACAGAGAGGAAGCCACUUGAUAAGCAGGACGGGGACAACCAUGUGGCUCCUUCCGAACCAAACAAGGGGUCCGAAGGAGAGAGCAGCCUCUCUGAAGGCCCCUUGUCUUUGCCUGAAGCAAGUCUAGCCCCUUGCAUCACAUCUACAAAGAGGAAGCCACUGGCUCAGCAGGACUGGAGUAGCCACACGGCUCCUUCCAAAGCAAACACUGGGUCGGAAGAAAGAAGCAACUGUUUUGAAGUCCCUGAGCCUUUGUUUGAAUAUUUCAAAUACGUCUGUCCUCAUAAAACAGACUCCAUAAAGCAAAGAUUUGGUGUCGAUCUCAGAAUUCAUACGAGUUCCCCCGGGAUGGUCUAUUUAGACUUCGUUUCAAGUCCAUCGGACGACCUAGAAGGAGGUCGUGAGUCUUUUGUAAGUGAAUUCCAGAAGGUCACAGAAUCUCUGAAGCAAGAUUCUGUCUCUUUAGCCAACAGUGCACAGGCAAAUAAAAUGAAACAGGAAUUGAAUCAUCAUUUCACAAAACUCCUUGUAAAGGAAAACGGAAGAACAUUAACUCUCCUCGGGAUCCAAGAUGACAUUUCAGCUGCCAAACGGAAAAUCUCUGAGAGUCUCAUCAAGGCACCUGUGAAAAUCCUGGCUCCCAGUCGCAUGGUAGAUGGGAUUGAGGUUGACACUGCUUGCUAUAAGCUUUUAGAGAAUCAAUUACUCCAGGACAUCGCAGAGAUAGAGAAAAAGUACAACACGGACUAUAAGAGUUUGCAGAGAAGUCAGAACACCUGCAUUCUCUUUGAGCCCAAGGAGAAGCUAGAUCUAUCUGAGCAUGCUUAUGAGUUCAUCGAUGCCUUCCAACACGCCUCGUCUCAGCUGACAAGAGAAGUUCUGUCACUGAAACAUCUGGGCAAGGAGAGAAAGCACUUCCAGGGCACUAAGUUUACCGAUGACUUUGAGAGAAGUCAUCCAAAGCUACACUUGGGGCUCACUUCAAAGUCAAUGACUUUGACUGGUUUGCCAGUUCACCUUGCAAAGGCAAAGCAGUAUGUCCCGCAGAAAAGUGGGCUGUCUCCAUCGGCUGGAGAGAAAUCGAAUGAGCAUCAUGAAACACCCAAAAUUGAUAGUAAUGGCUCAGAAACAGCAUCACCUCUAUCAAAGGACUCUGUGGGUUCUGGGGCCUCAGGACUAGAUGAGAAGGAAAAAGAGAUUUGUAUCAUCUGCAUGGAUGCCAUUACAGACAAAUACGUGCUGCCCCAGUGCAAGCAUGAGUUCUGCAAUCCGUGUAUCACCAAAGCCCUGUCCUAUAAACCGGCCUGUCCUGUGUGUCAGGUCUCCUAUGGUAUGCAGAAAGGGAAUCAGCCAGAAGGAACCAUGACCUUCAUUGUAUCAAGACACUCACUUCCAGGUUAUAGUUCCUGUGGCUCCAUUGUGAUCACCUACACAAUGCAAGGAGGCAUACAGACAGAAGAGCACCCAAACCCAGGAAGGAGUUAUCCUGGAACACAGCGAACCGCGUACCUGCCUGAUAAUCCGGAGGGAAGAGAGGUGCUGGGGCUGCUCCAGACGGCCUUUGAUCAGAAGCUGAUUUUCACAGUGGGGGAAUCGCGAGUCUUGGGCACCUCUGAUGUCAUUACAUGGAACGACAUCCACCACAAAACAUCCAGUUAUGGAGGACCAGAAAACUAUGGCUACCCUGAUCCUGAUUAUUUGAAACGUGUCAAAGAGGAGCUGAAGGCAAAAGGAAUCACGAAACCCGCGGCAAGGAGGUCUUAGAGCCACCCUCCAAAGGUGCACCUUGGGAGACUCAGCGCCGCUCCGACGCUGGCCGUAGAAACACGUUCUAGAAGGUUUCAUCCAGAAGGGAUUUCUCUAAGAAAAAGAUGCUGCUACUCUGGAGCGUUGUUCUUUUGCGGAAGACGAAAAGUCCCGAGGAUCUGUGUGAUUUGACUGCGGCAGUGUGUGUCUCCUUUUCCUGUCAUCGCUGCGUCCGGGUGCCCUGAGGUCACGUGUGUCCUUCGUUGGGGCUCCUGACCAUCCAUUGGGACUGUUCUCAUUGCCAUCGCUUGGGUGCUCUCUCAGUGUUUUGUUUGUUUUCCUCUUAAUCUCUACUGCUGAAAGUGAAAUCCUAGUGCAAUUGGAAAAACAAAAGGCUCUGAUGGUGGAAAGUUAGAGACCCACAUUCUCCCCCUCCUCCAUCACAAGGAAAGCGGCCAGAAGCAGAGCCUGGGGGAGUUUUGGUAAUAAAUGGAAUAAGAUGAUCUUGAAUGACAGAUUUGCCUGAUUCAAGUCGCUGGUAACCCAGCAGGGAGACCUGUAGCCCCUAAGUCUUUGGCAGAAGCAGGAGUGAAGAAGCCACUUCUGAGUGCUCACCCCUGACUCAGAAAUGAGUUUUUCACUCUGCAAUAUUUUGAUGUCUACACUGUAACCGGGCCCCUAACUUGGGCCUUGCUUCCUCGGUCCUUUUAACCUGCUCUGUUGGGCACAUUUGCCCUGCCAUAGUUUCUGGACAUUUUUCUUUUCUUGUGGGCAUUAUUGGACUUUGGAGUAUAGGCUGCUUCCAGUUUCAACAAAUAAAUACUUUAGAUGAUAAUCAUGUAUCAUUUUGUAGUAAUUUUAAUCCCCACUACAGUAGUUUCAUCCCCUUAUUAAAUCCUUCCAAUUCAUGUUUUGUCCCUUAGAAGCUUUCAAAUAUUCCCUCUGAACAAAGGAAAUGCAAGAGUUGAGCCUACUAUAGGGAAUGUAUGACAUGUCAGAUUUUACUUUUAAAUGGUUUUCCACUUCAGAAGAAAAUUAUAAUAGCAAAGGUUAUCUUUGUCCCAAUCUCUCUCCAAAAAUGAUGAACAAGAUAUUCUUUUUCUAAACACACACACACACACACACUUUUUGGUCAGGUAAUAAGUACAAAUGGAACGCUCACUUUGUUUUCAUUAUAAGAGCUUCACAUCUCUGUGGUUGAUAUGAUUAGUGUCCCCUCUGUAUGACAAAAUAACUGGUGUGCAAGAGGACAAGUUAAUAGGUGGAGGUGCUGGGAUCUGAAUUCGGUACUCUGGCUCUAGCACUUCGGCAUGCUGGGACGUGCUGCCUCCUGCAAGGAGCCGCCUAAGCAGCUCCCACUGCUCUGGCCUUCUCUCAGACAGGGGUCUUCCGGUUUUUAAAGCAAAUAUCCUGCAACAAAGUCCUAUUAGAAGAACUUAAAAACCCAGAAUAUUUUCCAUCAUCCAGGAAAUUGAGGAAGUUUAAUCCAAAGGAUGUCUUUUUUUUUUUUAAAGAAUCCAAUUGUAUGUUGAGUUUUCUGAUGUUUCAUUCAAUUCUUUACCAUUAGGAUAACCAACUGCUUUCUGUCUAGUGAUCUGUCUGCAUGAUAAAGUCUGGUUCCCACUAAGUUGUGAAUCUUCCACUGCCACUCAUAUACAUACGCAGCUUCAGGGUGUGCAUUUGGAAGACGGUACUUGCUCUUUGAAUGGUGUUAUUACCUGGAUCUGAUUUAAAUAAAGUUCCAUCCACAUUUGGA
Molecule: messenger RNA, 4157 nt
Organism: Lepus europaeus (European hare)
Lineage: Eukaryota; Metazoa; Chordata; Mammalia; Lagomorpha; Leporidae
Gene: DTX3L
Product: deltex E3 ubiquitin ligase 3L
Biological process (GO): Notch signaling pathway; protein ubiquitination
Source: RefSeq, a predicted model, not a curated record